AUGGCGACUAGAAACUAUCGUGGUCGGCAGCGCCGUCCAAAUGAUCGACAUUAUGAUCGACGAUACGAUCGCCGUUACCAAAUGUACUACGAAGACGAUGACGAUGAUGACUACUACAUGUAUAAUGAGCCAGAAUGCGAUAUUCCAUGGCGGCCAAUCCUCUCGUUCAUUGGUGCCUUGGCGUUAACUCUCAACCUCAUGCGAAUUUCCGACAAUCCCCACACCAUGGAUAACAUGCCAGAUCCACACGCCGAAAAACACGGUAUCUUGGACAGCAUCUUUUCCGGUGUUACAGGACAAACAGAGGCUCCGUUUGUGGCCUCCAAAAUCAAAUAUGGCUUUCCCGUGACACCCAAUGAAGAAUAUACCCUUCCACCUCCUCGUGUCACCAACCAGACCACUGUGGUACUUGUGCUCAGCGCCAGGAAACACUUUGAACGAAGGGCUUCCAUUCGAGAGACAUGGGCACAAACAAACGACAAUGUCUACUUUGUCAUUGGUGGGCCUGAUCCGGAUGUUCCAGAGGAUAUGGAUAAGUCCAGUCCUACCAGCUCCACCAACCUACUAUUCAAAGAACAAGAGCUGUAUGGGGACAUCAUUGACAGCGUUCAUACCGAUUCAUACAGAUCUCUGCCAUUCAAGCUGCAUUACGGAAUGAAAUGGGCUGUUGAAAACGUUCCAGAUUUAAAUUGGGUUGCCAAGGCAGAUGAUGACCACAUUGUCAGAGUCAAGCUGUUGCAAUUCUUUGUCCUGCGCAAAUUCAACCCCAACCAUCCUUCUGUGAUUGGAGGUAUUGUUGUUGGUGCACCACCCCACAGGGCCGGCAAAUGGGCAGAGGACCCCAAAUUCACUCCGGAGACAUAUCCUCCAUGGGCAUUUGGAUCUGCUGGCUAUGUAGUGAGCAGGGCUGUGGCACAAUACAUUGCCACGGAAGAAAGCUUGUAUUAUUACCAAGGGGAGGAUGCUGGAUUGGGAAUUUGGUUGGAAGAGUCUCCAUUGCAGAUAACAUGGAUUGAUACACCAGAAAUGAACAAAGACAAAGUAUGCGAGGGAAAGUACUAUAUCAUUGGUCAUGACUUGACAAUCGACGAAAUGAAGGCAUGCUGGAGCUCUCUUGGUGAUGAGGUGCCAGAUAGAAAAAGCGUCAUUGCCUUUGGUGCUGGUCGGAAGGAUCAGCAUCCCACAAAAAUCUCGGGGUGGUAA
Molecule: messenger RNA, 1203 nt
Organism: Seminavis robusta
Lineage: Eukaryota; Bacillariophyta; Bacillariophyceae; Naviculales; Naviculaceae
Source: the annotation of a GenBank genome assembly